AUUUAUCAGAUUUUGAGAUUUGUAUAAUUGCAAAAAUGGGCCAUCCUUUUGUUUACAUCUCAAAAAGACCUAUUUAGAAAACAGCAAUUACUAAAAUCAGCUGGAUCGCUGUAAUUCAACGCAAUGGGACACAAUAAAGUGUGCUGUCGAUUAUUAAAACUGCUUUUAAGAAAACAGGUUACAACUGGACCGAAGAUAACGUUAUUUUUACACAGCAAUGUGUCCCAUUCGUCUGUGCGUUCAAUUUCAACAUGUUGUAGCAAUCUGAAGCUACAUCACAGCCAGCCAAAAGCAGUCUCAUCGCCACAACACGCUGAGUUGUUCGUAGCCUCGCUUCGAAAGUCUGAUCGCAUGAUUCUCGAGGAAGCGUUGAUAAAAUACAAUUCGGCGAGUAAAGGUUUGUGUUUUUGUCUGAUUUGCCAACAAUGAAGGAUUAUACAAAUAAAUUGAACAAUGUUUUAUCGUAGGGCUUAUUUAUGUGCAGGCAAAAUCGUGUGUCAUAUUAAUUUUAAGGGCUAGCUGUUACAUAUUACUGUAAUUAGUUACAUUUUAACCUGAAAUUGUAACAUUUAGAUCUCCAAUUGUAACAUAAUCCCCCCCCCCCCUUUGUAUAUGCAGAAUUUUUAAUAUCUUACGUUUCCUCUUGUAUGUAAACAGUACUAACCUUGCUUUGUCAUUUUAUUCUGUACAUUCUGUACUUUGAAGACUUUCUAGCCAUGAAGCCACAAUGCAUGCUCUAAUUAAUGCAUCCUAUUUUGUUAUUUUAUGCUGUUCAAUGCACAACUGUUUUACUUCAAUUUAAUUCCCUUGUCUUUCAGAUCAACAAACUGUACAGCCUCCCACAAUUAAUCAGCUCAAAUUAGGUAAGCAGUAUAUUCGGAAAUCCUAAUUUAAACAAGAUAAACACUUUUAUGUAUUCUAUGCUUAUAAUAACCCUUUAAGUGGAAUACACCCAGAUGCACCCUACUUUAUUAUUUCACUCUGUCUAAUGCCAGACGAUUUUACUCAUCAACGAGAGAGUGUUGCCACUCAUUGUGUUAAUCAGACUAUCUGCUCAUGCAUAUUCAUCAUGUUAGCCCUUUAAGUAGCAAUGUGCCCUGAUGUGGCCCACUUUAUUAUCUUACUCUGUCUAACGCCAGACAAUUUUACUCGUCAAGGGGAGAGUGCUGCCACUCAAUGGAUUAAAUUUGAUUUUGUAAUGCAACAAAGAUGAUGUGUUAUUAUUUAAUUUUUAGCUGCAUAUCACACAGCUAUUCCUUUCAUGGGAUUUGGUUUUUUGGAUAAUGCAAUUAUGAUUAUUGCUGUAAGUAUAAUGGUCGGUGCAAUUCCAAAGUAAUCUUCGAGAGACUGAACAAUGAUAUUUGGAUAUCUUUCAGGGAGAAUAUAUAGAAAUCAAAAUUGGUGUGGCAUUUGGAAUAUCCACCAUGGCUGGUAAAAUUAAUGCACAGGUUGUAACAAACCUGCAACAGACUUGUAGCAAUGCUGUUCCAACAACUUUGUCAACAGGAUGUGUUCGCACUGCUUGUUCCCAGCUUGUUGACAACUUGCUACAAGAUUAUUAAGCUCAACAGACUUGUUACAAGUUGUUCCAACAACUUGUUAUCAUCCUACAAUUCAACAAUUUGUCAACAAGUUGCGAGUGGCAACCUUGUAGCAACUUGAUAAAAUAACAGCAUUGUUACACUUGUUGACAAGCUUGCUACAAGCCUGCAUGUUGUGUAUGCAUCUUGCUGACAACUGACAAUUUUCAUUGUCACUACCGUUGUGAGCCUUAUAGAUUGAUCAAUCUUUUUUAGCUGCAGCGCUCGGAAACAUUGUAUCUGAUGUAUCUGGCUUAGGGUAUGUAUCAUUUCAAUAGUGCUAAUUCUUAGAUGUCUCCUAUCCAAUAGAAUGAAGGAAGAUAGAUAUACUAUAUAUACAAGUACUGUAGAUGAAUAACGUUGUAUAUUAUUGUAUAGUUUGGCUGGUUAUGUUGAGUCACUGACAACUAAACUUGGUUUUGAAGGACCACAAAUGAAUUCAGCUCAACUUCAAAUGACAAGAACUGUAGUCGCAACAAACUUGGUAAAUCAAAUAUCUCUAUUGGUUGUUUAAUUUUCUCCCAAAAAAGUCCUGUAAGAGCUGUCAAUCAUUGCUCUAGUGUUACAACAGGAGGAAAACAAAACCUGCGGGGCUCGGUAGAGUCAGAGUGGAAGCGCUGUCCUCAUGAAAUUCUAGUCAGUGAACUGCUUAUUACAAGAAUCAAACUGUGGUCACAGAAGUGAAUUCUACGACUAGUCAUUUACAAUUGACAUUCUGGCGUAUGAAACUGAUUGCUAAUGCCACUAUUCUUGUUCAUCAGUUUAUGGCAAAAUUUGACAUCCAAUUUACAUGCAUUUACUUGAGUACAUACGUCAGGAUAAGAAUCGUAUAUGGCUAGUCAUAUUGUGUGGUCAUAUUGUGUAGUCAUACAUGGGCCUUUAGGAACUUAAAUUCUUAACUGCGGAAUAAACUAAAGCAAUAAUUAUCUGAGUGUCUAAACAAUGAUUUGUUUUAUCUUUGCAGGGACGUGGUAUUGGCAUUAUCGUAGGCUGUAUUUUAGGAAUGUUUCCGCUUCUAUUUUAUAAAGAACCUGACAAUGACAAACUUGAACCGCCAGAUGAUUCGAGUAAAACAUAAUUGACUAGAUUCUAGAAUAUGUAAUCAGCUAACUGAGAUAUAAACUCGAACGUAGGUAGUGACAAUCACACCAGAAUUCUGCAUAUUGAGAUUGUUUCAACAACCUAAAAGUACAAGUAAAACUUCAACGUUUCGAGCGAAAGCCCUUCUAACUUCCCAGGGGCCUUCGAUCGAAACGUCAUAGUUUUACUUGUAUAUAAAAACCAAUACCAGCCGACAAUUUCAAAAUGUAUAAUACAAAACAUAAUCCGAAGAUAAGCAUCUUGAAACCCAAAAUAUGAGUCAAACAAGAAAGUGAGUGAGUCAUAUUUGAGUCAUAGAGAGUGAGUCAUAUUGACUCAUAUUUUGGGUUUCAAGAUGGUUAUCUUCGGAUUAUGUUUUGUAUUAUAUUACUUGUAUAUUUCAGGUAUGUAGCUGUAUCAUUCUCAAUCCAGAAAUGUGUGAAUUGGAUCAUAGCAGGCAUAGAAUUUUUAGCUGAUUAUAUCUACAAUGCUAAUAGGAAAUUGUAUUUUAACAAAAUUAUUUAAGAAUAUUAACCCAUUAGGUUGCCACUUAAAGGGUUAAGUUAUUAGUGUAUUUAUUUUUAGGCAUAGAAUUUAACUCGAAUAUUUUAACAUUUGAAAAAUUAUUAUUUUCAAAAAAAUGUAUGUAUAUAUGCAUAGCAUAGAAAAAUAGGAUUAUUAAAUAUUGCCAAGAUGUGUUAGUGGUGCAUAGUUAGUUUAUCAAAGUGCUACAACAUUCCCCAAGUCGAUAUACGUCAAAUGGUUUAAUGUUCCUGUUAUAUAUUUAACCAUUUUGCCAACUGCAAAAACAUUUCACACAUUAUAUAAAUACAAAAUAUGUAUCACAGAAUUACACAGGCUUUCUACAAACCAAUUAAAAUGACAUGGCAAGGAAACCAUUAUAUGGGACAAAAGCUUUCCAACUUGACAUAAACUUGCAGAAACUCUUGUAUGGCACAACAGCUAAGCUUUAUCAAUGGUAUACCCUGGCCGCAAGCUCUGUAACACUUUUUAUCCUCAUGUGUACAUCAUUUCGGCCAUCUGUGACAUAGGUUUAGGAAUAUGUAACAACUGAUCAAAAUACGCCGCUAGUUCCUCGGGUGUUGUGUCGUCCAUGUUUAACGAGUCAGAAACCUUCACAUUUGCUCCGUUUCUAAACUGUUCUCCGCAACCCUGCAAACGGUGCCGAGAACUGUUUAGGGCAGAGGCCGUUCUCUGUGGUUCAUUUUGUGGCAAAGAAUCAUUCAGUUCUUUUACCGACAAGUUUUUGUCUGUUUUAUUUUCGGUUCUUUUAAUUGUACUUGUAAAAAUGAAAGUAGGAUCUUUUAAGAUUUUCCUCCGUUUGUGUUUUUCAGGUAAACGUCCAGAAUUUUUAGGUCGUUGUUUUAUUGUCUUUACUUUUCUUGCUUGAGUUGGCAUUUUCUUUCUGCA
Paramuricea clavata is the source of this 4091-nucleotide messenger RNA. Lineage: Eukaryota; Metazoa; Cnidaria; Anthozoa; Malacalcyonacea; Plexauridae. The record is from the annotation of a GenBank genome assembly.